AUGUCUGUCCUUCUCAAGACCUCCCUGUUCCUCUCCGCCCUCACCGGCGCAGCAGUCAAUGCAGCCCCUGCCCCCCUCGAAGCCCGCCAGGCCAACCAAUACACCGCCGAAGCAGCCAACUGGAACGAGGGCGCAACCACCGCCUACAAAAUCCACGAAAGCUGCAACGCAACCCAAGCAUUCCAAAUCGCACGUGGCCUCAACGAAACCAUCCAACUAGUCAGCCACGCCAAAGACCACGUUUUGCGAUUUGGCAACACCUCCGAGAUCUACCGCAAGUACUUUGGCGACCGGCCCCCCUUUGAAGUCAUUGGCGCCUACGACAUUAUUGUCGAGGGUGACAAGGCCAAUGUUUUGUUCCGAUGCGAUAACCCUGAUGGCAACUGUGCUAUUGAAGGCUACGGCGGCCACUGGCGCGGCGAAAACGCAACCGACGAAACCGUCAUCUGCGACCUAAGCUACGAGACCCGCCGCCCGCUAUCUCAAAUGUGCGCCCUAGGCUACAACGUGGCCGAGAGCAAGACAAACACGUUCUGGGCCUCCGACCUGCUCCACCGUCUGUACCACAUGCCCGCCGUUGGAAAGGAAUACAUUGAACACUUUGCCACCGAUUACGACUCUGUCAUUGACUUGGCCGCCAGCAACGAAACCUCUUCGACUCAUGACUCCGAUACCCUGCAGUACUUUGCUCUCGAGGCCUAUGCGCAUGACAUUGCCAUUCCGGGUGUCGGAUGCCCUGGUCCCGAGCAUACUCAUGACGAUGCUGAUGCCUCUGCUUCGGCGACUGCCUCUGCCACUGAUGCCCCGGCUGCCACUACUGACGGUGCAACGCCGACGGUUUCGGAUGCUGCGUCGGUUACCUCUUCGAUCCCACCGGUAAGUUUGAGCCCACAGUACUAA
Molecule: messenger RNA, 900 nt
Organism: Exophiala dermatitidis NIH/UT8656
Lineage: Eukaryota; Fungi; Ascomycota; Eurotiomycetes; Chaetothyriales; Herpotrichiellaceae
Exons: 2
Coding region: 1-900 (299 amino acids)
Cellular component (GO): fungal-type cell wall; extracellular region; cell surface
Molecular function (GO): metallopeptidase activity; zinc ion binding; integrin binding
Source: RefSeq, a predicted model, not a curated record